Molecule: messenger RNA, 1212 nt
Organism: Linum trigynum
Lineage: Eukaryota; Viridiplantae; Streptophyta; Magnoliopsida; Malpighiales; Linaceae
Source: the annotation of a GenBank genome assembly
UCCCCCAAAUCGAAUUCCCUUCCCCAAACCCAAACAUCCAAACUCUCUGCUUCUCUUCGCCACUCUAUCUCUUCUUCUUCUUCUUCUUCUUCAACCAUGGAGCCAAUGAACACCAACCUCUGCUCCACAUCCUCCAACACAUCAGAUUCCUGCUCAUCCGACUCCUCCUCCGGCGGCCGAUCCGGCCGCCCCGGGUCAACCCGGAUCAAGGGCCCAUGGAGCGCGGAGGAGGACCGGGUCCUGACCCGGCUCGUCGACCGCCACGGCGCCAGGAAUUGGUCCCUCAUCAGCCGUCACAUCGACGGCCGAUCGGGAAAAUCCUGCCGCCUGCGGUGGUGUAAUCAGCUCAGCCCCACCGUCCAGCACCGCCCCUUCUCCCCGGAGGAAGAUCAAACCAUCCUCGCCGCCCACGCACGGUAUGGAAAUCGCUGGGCCACCAUUGCCCGGCUGCUCCCCGGCCGGACCGACAAUGCCGUCAAGAACCACUGGAAUUCCACUCUCAAGCGCCGCGCCGCCAGCAGAGGAGCCGGGGCUUCCGGGGAGGGGAUUUUUCAUCAGCGGGCGGCGUCGGACGGGAAUUACAAUCAGGAGUAUUGUUGGAAUUACGGCGAUGUGGAGAUGGCGGGGCCGCCGCCUGCGGCGGUGGUAAAGGAGGAGGAGGAAGAGGAGGCGUUGACCGCGCUGACUUUGGCGCCGCCCGGGAUGGGAAGCGGCGGCGGCGGAGAACAGGGCAUGGUGAUGGGCAAUGCGGUGGUGGAGGAGAGGAGGGCGGAGAGCUUGCCGGCUGGGUUUUGGGACGUGAUGAGGAACGUGAUUGCGAAGGAGGUGAGGGAGUAUGUGAAUUCUACGGUGACGGAUAGCCCGACGUCCGCCGCCGCUGCCGCUAGUUUUUUCCGUUGAAAAAGUAUUUACCGAAUUUGGGAGCGAGCUGGCCGGCCGGUUGCGCUGCAAAUUUCCGAAAACUGUUAAUAUCCUGAAUUUUUUUAUUAUUAUUAGGAUUUGUAAUUUGAGAUUGCGGUGGGAGGUGGGAGCGGCGGCCGGCGUAAUCAAUGUAAUUGUAAAAGUCCGAUGAGUGCCGCUGCCGCCGAAACUCAAAGGCAAUUGGUGAAGUUUGUGAAAGAAAAACAAAAAAGUUGGUCUUUAAUGUGACAGCCUGUCCAUUUCCUAAUUAAUUAAUUGUCCCCCCUGAUUUAAUUAAUUUGGUUCACGUUU